This is a messenger RNA of Emiliania huxleyi CCMP1516, 1671 nucleotides long. RefSeq lists its product as hypothetical. Gene Ontology annotation, molecular function: metalloexopeptidase activity. Gene Ontology annotation, biological process: proteolysis. Bases 1 to 1671 code for a protein of 556 amino acids. The record is from RefSeq and is a predicted model, not a curated record. The transcript has 6 exons. Lineage: Eukaryota; Haptophyta; Isochrysidales; Noelaerhabdaceae.
AUGGCGCGUGCUACUCGUGUGUCUGCACCCCGGAAGGCGCUGCUGCUCGCCGGCGCUAUCCUCGCCUGUCUCGCGCACAACCUCGUGCUCGCCCCGCUGGUCCACGCGGCGCCGUCCGCUGCGGCUGCGCCGGGCUUCGACACCGCCGAGGCGCAGCGGCUGCUCCUCGCGCUCUGCGUCGGUGGGCCACGCAUCGCGGGCUCGCAGGCGGCGUCGGCCGCCGUGGCGUUGCUCCUUCGCGAGCUCGGCGCCGUGAGCGAGUUGGCCAGGGCUGCCGGCGCCACGCUCGAGUUUGAGGCGGUCGACUCUGGGCAUGGCUCCUUUGAGACGGACUUUCUCGACGGGUUCACAAACUCUUACCAGGGCGUGGUCUCGGUCGCGGCGCGGCUCACCUGGCCUGGCGCGGCGCGUGAGGCGGUGCUCCUCUCGAGCCACUUCGACACCUGGUCGAGCUCGCCCGGCGCGUCAGACGACGCGGUGCACGUCGCCACCACGGUCGGUGUGCUCCGCGCCCUCGCCGCCGGACCGGCGCGAGGCGUGAGCGUGCUCGCCUUCUUCUCGGGAGCCGAGGAGUCGAACUGGGUCGCGGCGCACGCGUUUGCGACGCGGCACCGCUGGGCGGCCGACUACCGCGCGGUGCUCAACCUCGAGGCGAUCGGCGCCGGAGGCGACCUCGUCGCCUUCCAGAUGGGGCCGCGUGCCGGCUGGCUCGCUUCUGCGCUCGGCGACGCCGGCACGCAACGCGGCUCCGUCUUCGCGCACGACCUCUUCCAGAUCCCCGGGUUUCCGGCCGGCGACGACUUCAAGACGCUCACGGUCGACGGGCCGUCGGACGUCGUCUACUUCGACCUCUACGGGCUCGCGUGGGUCACCUACUCCGCCUCGACCGGCGCGUGUGGGCUCGGUUCGGCCUACCUCCCGGCGUACUACCUCGGCGUCAACGGCGCCGCCCUCCUCGGCGCCGCCGUGCUCAUCGCCGUGCUCCUCCCCAUCACUGCCCGCUCCGGCGCGGUCUUGCCGACCGACCCGCUCGUCGCCGUCGUCUACGCCGUCACCGCCGUUUGCACAUCGUCGGUGCUGGUCGCGCCGUUGCCGCGCCGGGUCGCGGCUCGCUCCGCCGGCGGACUCGGCCUCGUGGCGGUGUGCUGUGUGUGCUUCGCCCUCGGCUCUCGCGCGAGCCCUUUCACCGACGCGACGCCAAAGCGGCUCGUGGUGCAGCACAUCUACCGCGAGCUGGAGGGCGCGCCGCACUCGUCUGGCCUCUGGGUCUCCGCCUUCGACUUCUCCGGCCUGCGCGAGCUGCGCGAGACGCCCGCCGCCGCCGCGUUGUUGCCCGCCGGCGCCGUCUUUGCCACCACUGUGGCCGGCCGGAGCGUCAAACCGCCCCCCAUCCCGCAGCGCAAGCGCCGCCUCCACUUUGCCUUCCUCACCUGCGGCAGCGGCGGCGGCGCGGAGCCGUGCUUGUGGGACCUCACGCUGGUGGUCAACGGCUCGGCGCCGCUGCCUCUCGCCGUGACCGGCCACUACCCCGACAUUGCCGACACUCCCGAGCUCGAGGCCCUCUCCGAGGCUCUUCCCACCGAGCUGCGCGCCGACUGGCACUGGUUCAGCUCAAUGGUUCAACGGGUCGACCUGCCGGUGGGGGGCGCGGAGACUGUGGCGUACUCGUAG